Macadamia integrifolia is the source of this 1152-nucleotide messenger RNA. RefSeq names its product anthocyanin 5-aromatic acyltransferase-like. The record is from RefSeq and is a predicted model, not a curated record. The transcript is spliced from 4 exons. Lineage: Eukaryota; Viridiplantae; Streptophyta; Magnoliopsida; Proteales; Proteaceae. The coding region runs from base 1 to 1152 and encodes 383 amino acids.
AUGAAGAAUCACAGUUUUUCACUCUCCUCCACCCUUAUCCACUUCUACCCUUUAGCAGGAAAUCUCUCGUGGCCUCAUGAACCCAACCAGCCCACAAUCUGUUACACUGAAGGAGACUCAGUCUCAUUCACCGUUGCUGAGUCCGACGUCAACUUCUAUCAUCUCGCCUCCAACAACCUAAAAGACGCCACAGAAUCAUGCUUUCCAUCAGAUUCCAUCACAAGCGUAGCCAUCCAAGUCCCGUCAACACCCAAUAGUUUUCUAGGAAACUUCUCACACUCUACUUACAUGCUUCGUAUAGAGGUUUUAGCAUUUGCGAGUCCAUUUGGACCUAUUGUUCCCACGUUAGCAAUACAAGUCACCGUUUUCCCAAAUAAUGGCUUUUGUAUCGCGGCAACACAUCACCAUUCGGUUUGCGAUGGAAGAGGAUUUACCCACUUUAUGAGGACAUGGGCUUCAAUCUCCAAGUUCGGAGCUGAAUCUCUCUCACUCGAGUCCCUACCAUUCUUAGAUAGAACUGCAAUCAAGGAGAACAACGGUAUCAAAAAGAUAAUCUUGGAUGAUUUGGACAGAUUCAUGGGUUCCAAAUUCGUGUCCGGGAAUAGAAUAUUAAGGGUGAUGGAUAUCGAACUCAAACCCAACAUGGAUUGGGUCUUCGCUCAAUACAAGAAGGAUGAACAAACACCAAAACAAUCAAUUCCUCCAUCCAGAUUGGUGGCGAUUUGCGCUUACACUUGGAUUUGUUUGCUUAAAGCUAAAGCUAAAGCAAAAGCAGGAGUUGCGGUGGCUGCCCAGUUGAUAGGAGAUGCAAUUUAUGAGGGGCGCCAAGCAAUUUUGAGAGGCCUAGAGCAUAGUGUUUCACGCUUGUUGAAUAUAAAGUUUAGACACCAAUUGGGUGCCGCAGGAUCACCACAGUUUGGGAUUUACAAGACAGACUUUGGGAUUGGGAGGCUAAAGAAGGUGGAGAUGGCAUCCAUUGAUAGAACAGAAGCAAUGUUUCUAAAAGAGAGCUCUAAUGAAGAAGGUGGGAUUGAGUUUGAUUUGGUUCUCAACAAAAAGGAAAUGAAUGCCUUUGUUUCUGUGUUUGUUGAUGGGCUUAACGCUCUGAAUGAGCAUUCUUUAAGCCCCUCAACCCCUCGCUCCCUUCUUUAG